This is a messenger RNA of Penicillium odoratum, 2343 nucleotides long. RefSeq names its product ankyrin repeat domain-containing protein. Gene Ontology annotation, molecular function: protein binding. The record is from RefSeq and is a predicted model, not a curated record. The transcript is spliced from 2 exons. NCBI's taxonomy places the organism in Eukaryota, Fungi, Ascomycota, Eurotiomycetes, Eurotiales, Aspergillaceae. Bases 1 to 2343 code for a protein of 780 amino acids.
AUGUGGGAUCGGCUAGACAACAUUCGCCGAUGUCAUGACAACACUUGUCGAUGGAUCCUCGAAUUGUCAGAGUACCAGACCUGGAAGGACGCCAGCGGUUUGCUGUGGAUUAAGGGUAAACCCGGGGCAGGAAAGUCGACACUAAUGGCGUUCCUAUACAACGAGCUCGAAAAAUUCGCAGACAAGGGGAUUCGACUCGAGUUCUUCUUCAGUGCUCGUGGUGACCUCGCUGUGCGGCAUCCAAUACGCGAGGUCUAUUCAAAACGAUGUAGCCAUUUUGGUGGCACGCGUCAAUGGAAAUGGUCGCAGGUGGUGCUGGAAGAAUUAUUGGCAGACGCAGUUGUCGCGUCCUCUAAGCGACACCACAUGACUAUUUUCGUGGAUGCGCUUGAUGAGGCUGGCACUGAAUCCGCUCCUCAACUUGCGGAAUACUUUCACCGACUCAACGACCGCGUGGGUGAAACCGCUAACUUCAAGAUAUGUAUCGCAUGCCGGUAUUAUCCAAUUGCUUCCAGCGAGCAGACUCUUCAAAUAAGGGUCGAACAUUACAAUUCCAAAGACAUCGCCGCAUACAUCACGAGCAAGCUUCAGUCCGUGAACACUGUUGACCAAGAUAGUGGGGAUGAUUUGAAAGCCGAGCUGACCGAGCAGGCACGUGGUGUAUUUCAAUGGGUCCAACUCGUCGUGCCUUUGAUUCAUCGGAAGCUUCUUGGAGGGCAGUCGCUCAAGGAUAUUCGUCGCUGGUUACCCCAUGUGCCACCGGAGCUCAAAGAUACAUAUGAGUACAUCCUUCGCCACGUGAUAGAUCCUGAAGAAUUGCCAGAGACAUUUUUGUUAUUUCAGUGGGUGCGGCUAUCCGAGAGACCAUUGACAGUGGAAGAGAUUCGAUAUGCCAUGGUCGCGCAGAGAGCCGGAGACAUACCAUACCAAACAACCUGGGAGGAUAUGGACGGAUUUGUCAAAGAAGGCCAGCAGAUGGUGCUCAGAAUCACUGCACUUUCCGGUGGACUGGCUGAAGUGACGUUUCGUGAAACAAGUCCCCCAAUAGUUCAGGUGGUUCACCAAUCGGUGAACGAAUUUUUGGGAGAGAAAGGGCUGGCUGUUCUGGCCGAACUCGUCGACGGGAAGACUUCCAUAUAUGACCAUGAUUUGUUCUGCCGAUGCCAAGCGACGAUCUACCAAUCGUGCGUAGCUUAUCUCGAUAAAGAGCUAUCACGGGCUAUUCUGGAUGUUGAUCGUUCGGAUAUGGUAAGAUUCUUUGAAAAUCGACCAUUUCUUCCAUAUGCGGUCUACGAUCUUCUCACUCACGCAGAAAAGGCUGGAAGAUUCCGUGCAAACAAUUUGCAGGAUGAGAUUUCAAGGCUGGGGAUGUUUCUUCCCCAAUGGAACAAGAUCUACCGAAUUGGCGUCCGGUUAGGCAAGGAUCUAAAAAGACGCAUGCUCUCUAUGCCGAAUGAUAUGACUAUUGUCCAUGUGGCCGCAGCCGCCAAUCUAACUGACAUGAUGGAUUAUCUUCUGCUGUCCGAGAAUGAGAUCUUAACUCAGCUUGAUGGCGGCGGGAGUACUCCUUUGCAUUGGGCAGCACGAAUGGGUCACGUAGAAAUCGCUGAGAUUCUAAUUGGGAAUGGUGCAGAGUGUCAAUUAGAGAACAAAGAAGACCUGGAAACACCACUAGUUCAAGCAGCAAGCCACGGUCGGGCAAAAUUUGUCGAGUGGCUUCUACAAAAAGGGGCAAGUUUGGAUAUCAACGAAGCAUUCCUAGGGGGUCCGUUGCAGGCAGCAUCAUCUUAUGGACACACAGCGAUUGUCCAAAUACUCCUUGAUGCUGGAGCUGAUGUCAAUGCCCAGGGUGGUGAAUACGGAACAGCUCUACAGGCAGCAUCGUACUGUGGAGACAUGGAUAUUGUCCAAAUGCUCCUUGAUGCUGGAGCUGAUGUCAAUGCCCAGGGUGGUGAAUUUGGAACAGCUCUACAGACAGCAUCGUGCAAUGGAGACAUAGGUAUUGUCCAAAUGCUCCUUGAUGCUGGAGCUGAUGCCAAUACUGAGGGUGGUUACUACGGAACAGCUUUACAGGCAGCAUCGUGCUGUGGAGGCAUGGAUAUUGCCCAAAUGCUUCUUGAUGCUGGGGCUGAUGUCAAUACCCAGGGUGGUCUAUACGGAACAGCUCUACAGGCGGCAUCAUCCAAUGGACAAACUGAGAUUUUCCAGAUGCUACUAAAUGCUGGAGCCGAUAAACACUCUGAGAGUAGUGAUUUAACACUGCCAUUCAUUGGCGCUUCGCAAAGUGAUAGUGCCAAGAAGGACAUGGGGAGUGUAAGGACGACAAGGAAUUUCAAGCAAUAA